This is a messenger RNA of Paramecium primaurelia, 643 nucleotides long. The record is from the annotation of a GenBank genome assembly. NCBI's taxonomy places the organism in Eukaryota, Ciliophora, Oligohymenophorea, Peniculida, Parameciidae.
AUGCUGACUAUGUUUUUCAAAUUAAAUAUUAGUGAGAUCUAUUUAAUCUUGGCUAUUUGUUCUUUAAUUGCAAUAGGAGUUCUGAUUAAAUUUGGAAUUGAUUAAAAGUAUAGAAAAGUAAUAAUAAUAAUAAGAUAUUUUAGACAUAAUCCAGUUUAUUAAUACUAUUUGGACUUAUUUUUUGCUACACAUUAUUUUAUAUAGGAAUAUUGUUUUUUUUAUUGAUCUCAGUACACAAUUAUUGGACAUGUAAAAUUUCAUAUAUUAUUAUUAGCUGUUCUAGUAUAUACUGUAUUCUAAACAUAAAUAUGCUUUAACUUUAUUACAAAUUUUAUAAUAUUAAUCUAUCUCUUUUUUGAAAAGACUAAAAUAAGAGUGAUUUGUAAUUAAACUAAUUAUUUUUAGAUGUUUGCUUUGUAGAGUUUGCCAUUAUUGUUUUGUUAGGAAUUUUUUAUCCACCCUUCUUCUAUUUACUUAUAGUUGUCAUACCCUAUCCUCUAUGUGUUUUAAAUGUUUUUAAGUAAAUUCUAAAAGGAAGAGUAAGAAUUUAAUAUUAAUCAUCUAGUUUAAUUUAUAAUCAGAUGAAGUAGUUGCAGCAUCCAUUGCAGCAUUUUAUGGCAUGUUUGUUAGUUGUGAAGAUUGA